AUGUCUGUGAGAGAGCAGAGCGGGGUACAACGUCUCAAGGAAAACAUGUGCCCGACAAAAAAUCUGAAUCACGCCGCGCUGAGACUCGACAAAACUGAGUCCUGCUCUCAUCCACGAAACUUCCAAUUUCAGAUAGAAUUUGGGUAUCCCCUCUACAGCUGGUUCACCGGCGUCAACCAUCGCACCCCUACGGUCAAAGCCGCCCGCGAUGCCCGCCAAGACGAGAUGGACACACCCCAAAUCAUGGCACAAGCUCUCGCUGUCGUCUCAAUCGGCCUGCACAUUGUGAUUCAGGUGGAGGCCAUGCGUGGCGAAUACCUUAGAUUAAUUGCAAAGCAGUCGGAUCGUGGCUGGGUCAAACCGGUCAAUUCUCUGCUACGGGAUGCCGUAUUGCGGUGCGCUCCUGCCUGCUUGUCGCCGGCCGGCCGCGGAGUCACGGCAAAAGCAUAUGACAUUUGGGACCAGGAUGGCUGCGCCUCGCUUGAUUUGGAUCUGACAGAUGUCAUCCGUAAUCUUAUGGGGCCGGGUACUGGCCGUGUCGCCGUGCUUGAGUCAUAG
Molecule: messenger RNA, 558 nt
Organism: Pyricularia grisea
Lineage: Eukaryota; Fungi; Ascomycota; Sordariomycetes; Magnaporthales; Pyriculariaceae
Exons: 2
Coding region: 1-558 (185 amino acids)
Source: RefSeq, a predicted model, not a curated record